AAUCUGCACCACAUGCUACAGGAAGGAAUGCAUGUGUCUUUGUAGGAGAGUUGAAAAGCAAAAGAAGAGAGUAGGAGGAGGAAAGAAACGCAGUGGGCGGGAUCUCUUCUGAGGCUGCAGCGUGGCUGCGCGUCUAAAUGAAAGAACCUCUCUUUUGCACUUUUUCCUGCCCUCUGUAUGUAUGACUUUUACCCUCUGCAGAAAGUGGGCACAUCCAGACCAAACACAGGAAGGGUCUCGAGGGGACUUCAGUCUGGAAGUAAAUAUUUAGCAAAAACCUUGGAUGAAGGUGGAACUUCUCAUUUUCAGAUGCUUACUCAAAGGUGGUUUUGCAGAUGUAAAUAAGAAGAGGACUGAACUGGACUACUGUACAGAUGUCUCAUUCGUUAAAAUAAUUCACUGGAAUGAUAUUUUGUCUAAAUUUGCUCACACAGCAGUGCCAGCAUUGCAUGUGAGAGGGUUUUACUGGUUGGUGAUGUAACCCAUCUGGAGGACUUUGAAGGUCUCUGGUCAACUCACAAGCAGUUGUGAUGCUGAGCUAGUGUGUUCGAUGCACACAGUCACUCCUCGUCAAUCUAGAAAAGCAGCUGAGACCAGAACAUCCUUUAGAAAUAACACUCCUAACUGCUAGUUUGAGCAUCAUAUCUACACUUCAUAGAUGCUGGUGGAGAUUAAUGGAUAUUUCUACAUAAUUUGAUUUUUUGGUUUAAAAAAACCAACAAGAAACAACUAUCUCGAGCUGAGGUACGGCAUCUUCACACCAUGACCCUCCAGCAGUAUAAUUUGGUGCCCCGGUUCAUCACCCUCUCUCAUCGUCUGCGUCCCAUAGUCCUGCUGUUGCUCCUCCAGGCCCGAUGGGGGAGCUGUCAUCCACAGUGUUUGGAUUACAAGCCUCCAUUCGGGCCUCAGCAGCCACUGGUCUUCUGCAAAGAGUAUGCAAAAUUUGGAUGCUGUGAUGUGGAGAAGGAUACAGAGAUAUCAAACAGGUUUUACACCAUUAUGGCCAACUUUGAUCAUUCAGGUUUUGCAGCCUGUGGCAAGUACAUACGCAACAUCCUGUGCCAGGAGUGUUCACCGUAUUCUGCCCACCUGUAUGACGCUGAGGAUGCCAACACACCUAUGAGGAUCUUACCUGGACUGUGCGGAAAUUAUUGCGCUGACUACUGGCGGCAAUGCCGAUACACACUCGGCCUUCUCUUAGAGGACUUGGGAGGUCCACAAGAGUUUGCAAACCUCACUGCCACAAUAGAGGAAGAUCAAAGACGGUUCUGUGACUUUCUGGAGCUUAAGGACAAACAGUAUUGUUACCCCAAUGUCUUAACAAAUGCAGAGCUCAAUGCCAACCUAGGCCUGGUGCGUGAAGAUCCCGAGGGUUGUCUGGAGCUAUGUCUUCAAGAAGUGGCCAAUGGUCUCCGAAACCCUGUGGCCAUGAUCCAUGCAGAUGAUGGAACUCAUCGCUUCUUUGUUGCGGAGCAGCUGGGCUAUGUUUGGGUGUAUUUGGCCAACGGCUCCAGAAUCGACCGUCCUUUCUUAAACCUUACACAGGCUGUACUCACAUCGCCAUGGGCUGGAGAUGAGAGGGGAUUCCUCUGUAUAGCCCUGCACCCAAGGUUCACCACAGUCAGAAAAGCCUAUGUGUACUACUCCGUGUCUGUCAAGAAACAGGAGAAAAUACGAAUCAGCGAGUUCACACUGUCAGUAUAUGAUGACAAUCAACUAGACCAUUCCUCUGAGAGAACCAUUCUGGAGGUGGCAGAACCAGCAUCAAAUCAUAAUGGAGGUCAACUGUUAUUUGGCCACGAUGGAUAUCUGUACAUCUUUACUGGAGAUGGUGGGAGAGCUGGAGACCCAUUCGGGAAGUUUGGAAAUUCACAAAACAAGUCAGCACUUCUAGGCAAAGUGCUGCGUGUCGAUGUCGACAACAACGAUGAUGGUGCGCCAUACAGCAUUCCCUCAGACAACCCAUUCAUGGGCGAGACGGAGGCACGACCUGAGAUUUACGCGUAUGGCGUUCGCAACAUGUGGCGUUGUUCCAUUGACCGUGGUGACCCUGCUACAGGUUCAGGCAGGGGCAGGAUGCUUUGUGGUGAUGUGGGCCAGAACAAAUUUGAAGAGGUGGACCUCAUUGUUAAAGGUGGCAACUAUGGAUGGAGGGCCAAAGAGGGCUUCAGUUGCUAUGAUCGCAGACUCUGUCAAAACUCCUCUCUAGACGACGUCUUGCCCAUCUUUGCCUACCCCCACAAGUUGGGCAAGUCAGUGACAGGAGGGUACAUUUAUAGAGGUUGUCAGAUGCCCAACCUCAAUGGACUCUACAUCUUCGGGGAUUUCAUGAGUGGGCGCCUCAUGAGUCUAAAGGAGAAUGUGACAACAGGUAAAUGGGAGUACAAUGAAAUCUGCAUGGGAACAGACACAACCUGCAGAUUUUCCAAACUUAUCAACAGCUACUACAGAUACAUCAUCUCAUUUGCUGAGGAUGAAGCAGGUGAAUUAUAUUUCCUAUCCACGGGGGUCGCGAGUGCCACAGCCAGAGCAGGUGUCAUCUACAAGAUAGUGGAUCCUUCCAGACGAGCACCACCUGGAAAAUGCAGCAUCAAGCCUUUACCGGUUAAAAUAAAGGGAAAACUGAUUCAUUUUCAUCCUAGAGAGGAGUUUGUAAUCAACAAGAAACCAACCACCACCCCCUUUCCGACGACGACCACGCCAAAAACUACGACAACAAGAAAACCCUCAAUAAGAAAACCGAUAAUAAUAAGAAAACCACCAAUGCCAACAAGAAAAACAACACAAAAGAUUCCCCGACCAUCUCCAACUACAGCAACGAGAAAAACCACGAGAAAGCCAACAUUACCUGCAACAAGUCAACCUAUUAAAGCAACAUUAAAAACAACCUCAGCCACAACAGUUGAACCAACGACUGUCCAGAGGGGCAUGGCAAACCCCGCCACGACUGCAUCCCCUGGUUAUCGCACAACCGUCAUGACUGCAGCCCUCUCUAGGAUUGCUCAAACUACAAUCAUCCCCUUAACAUCAUCAAGAAGACAUGGGAGACCACUUCAGUACCCUGUUAGAACUACCUCUCAACCUCUGAGGUCGCCAAAACCUUCCUCUUCCCCACCCAGGACAUCACUGAAACGACUCCAGACCACUCCGGUCCCUACACCCUACCCCAAACAUCCUGCAGCGUUAACUACGACAUGGGCCUCGUAUUCAAACCAGAAGUCCACCGUCUCAUCCAACAAGUACCAGAAAACACCGGCCAGUACCAUGCCGCCUAAGACACAGGCUGGAAAGACGCAGCCCGGACCAAAGCUGGAAAGUGCUGGAGAGGGCAACCAAGUGAACAAGAGACCCAGAGUUAGAGGCCAGGGUUCCAAGAGAGGAAGAGGAGGGAGAAGGCUGCGUUCUGGCUCUGUGCGACUCAGAAGUGCUGACGGUUUGUCUGACCGAGGCAGAGUGGAGAUCUUCGUCCGCGGGGAGUGGGGAACGGUGUGUGACGACUUUUUCACCAGCAAGGCGGGUACAGUGGUGUGUCGACAGCUUGGUUUCAGAACUGCACUUGCUGUGAUGAAGAGGGCUGCGCUGGGGGAGGCCGACAGCAGCGUCAGGAUCCUGCUGGAUGACGUGCAGUGUGAGGGUGGGGAACGAACCCUGCUCGAAUGCAAGAGGUCGGACGUGGGGAAACACAACUGUGUGCAUGGGGAAGAUGUGGGCGUGAUCUGUGGUUAGUAAAGAAGGAGGGGCAGAUUAUAAUGAUACACGUAGGAAGUUGCCAGCUUGGUCUCCAUUGAAAUACACUCCCUUUUUUUCUUUUUUUACAUAUCUGGAAAACAGGAAUAAGUACUUUUUGUACAGCAGCGGUACAAAAUGGAAUCUGCAUUUAAUGCCUGCUCAAAGCAUUUCCUGACAAUUAGGCUGGAAAUUACCGCCAAGUUUUUCUCUAAACUCCAGUCCUUAAAGCCUCUUUAUGUAGCAAUACCAUUUCUGACCACAUGUUGGCAGCAUAUCUCAAGAAAAUGCACGCGUCAGCCCCUGGUGUAAGACUAAAUGAAGUAAAACUCCAUG
Molecule: messenger RNA, 4062 nt
Organism: Cololabis saira (Pacific saury)
Lineage: Eukaryota; Metazoa; Chordata; Actinopteri; Beloniformes; Belonidae
Product: HHIP-like protein 1
Exons: 15
Coding region: 763-3726 (987 amino acids)
Cellular component (GO): membrane
Source: RefSeq, a predicted model, not a curated record